Messenger RNA from Trypanosoma theileri, 2169 nucleotides. Its product is annotated as phosphoinositide-specific phospholipase C. Gene Ontology annotation, biological process: lipid metabolic process; phosphatidylinositol-mediated signaling. The record is from RefSeq and is a predicted model, not a curated record. Gene Ontology annotation, molecular function: phosphatidylinositol-4,5-bisphosphate phospholipase C activity; calcium ion binding. NCBI's taxonomy places the organism in Eukaryota, Euglenozoa, Kinetoplastea, Trypanosomatida, Trypanosomatidae. The transcript has a single exon. Bases 1 to 2169 code for a protein of 722 amino acids.
AUGCCCCUCUAUAUUCCAAGUGCCACACGACUUAUUGAUGACUAUUUUGCGGAGAACGAGGUAACACCAAGAGAUGCGGUGACUUUCUUUUCCUCUAUGUGGGGGGCUGCUCUCGAUCUCUUGGUGUGUUCUCGUGAAGAAGCUAAUGAAUUUCUUCGUAGAUCAUGUUCUUCUAAUCCCAAAACGGCAGCUGCACUUGAUACUUAUCUUGCUGCAACCAGUGGUCAUCACAUUGCAUGGGAUUUAAAUCGUGCUAAAUUUAUGAUGAUUUGGAUGAAGUAUGAUGUUGAUAAUAGUGGCGACAUCAGCCUUUCUGAAUUAAGAAAGCUUGUAAAGGGACUGAAUUUUCCUGAUGAUCUCUCCAAAAAAAUGAUGGCUACCGUAGAAGCAAGUGGUGGAAGUGUGAAAUAUGCCCCAUUAGAAAAGAUAUACUUUGAACUUACACGACUUAAUGAAUUGGAGUAUGUAUUUAGAGGUAUAACAGGUCCUGGUCGUGAUAACAUGACAAAAGAAGAGUUCUUGGCAUUCCUUCGAGACUCUCAAGGGGAAAAUAUGGAGGCAGAUCAUGAUGAUAUGAUGUUACAAGCUGUAGGUUGUAUUGACUCCAGUGGAAUUGACUUGAAUAAUUUCCUUUUCUUUUUGGCAAACAGUCGUUUUAACAGUAUUGUUGAUCCUGAAAAGGUAUUUAAAGUUUACCAUGAUAUGAAUCAACCUAUUUGUAAUUACUUUAUCAAUUCUUCUCAUAAUACCUACUUGACAGGAGAUCAAUUAACCAGUAAAUCGUCAACAAGAAUGUAUAAAAAAGCUCUUCUUGAUGGAUGUCGUUGUGUUGAGUUGGAUUGUUGGAAUGGUUUUGGGGGAGAACCAGUGGUGUAUCAUGGAUAUACGAGGACAUCGAAAGUUUCGUUUCGUUCAUGUAUAGAAGUAAUCAAAGAGUAUGCUUUUCAGGUUUCAGAAUAUCCAGUAAUUUUAUCAUUAGAGGUGCAUACAAGUUUGUCACAGCAGGAUCGUAUGGCUGAUAUUAUGUGUGAUAUCUUUGGAGACAUGUUGUUUAAAAGUCCCUGGGGCGCCGGAGAGAAACCAACCUUUGUCUUUUCACCAGAGCAACUUAAGAAAAAAAUCCUCGUUAAAAGCAAACGCGGUGUACACACAGUUAACGGAAUCGGAAUGGAAGUUGAAGAGGAUGAAGACGAGGAGGAGGAUGAGGACGAUUACGUGGAAGAGACAGUAGAAGAGAACAUGGAGGAAAUUGAAUACGAAGAGUUGCCAGUGGAAGACACAUUUAUGCGAAGACGUACCGUUGAUUCACGGAAAGAAUACGAGAGAAUGAAAGAGGAGAAAAAGAAAGACAAGGGAAAGCAUAAAAAAGUAUCUGAAAAGCUUUCCGCAGUCAUUUCAAUUGAAACAGCCGGAUACAAAGGUACAAAGGAUCUCAAAUAUCUUGAGAAUCGACAACCAUAUCACUGUUCCUCCUUUGUAGAAAGCAAAGCCAAAAAAAUUGCAUCAUCUAACUCUGCAGCAUUUGCAGUAAUUAACAGUUGCUGUCUAAGCAGAAUAUACCCAGCUGGUUCUAGAAUUCAAAGUAGUAACUAUCACCCUCAGGUUUUCUGGAACUGUGGCUGUCAAAUUGUGGCAUUGAAUUGGCAAUCAUGUAAAACAUACUCAUGGAGGUUUAACAGGGGUUUCUUUUAUGAUAAUGGAAUGUGCGGUUACCUUUUAAAACCCAGGCAUUUGAUUUCGAAUACUAAUUCAACUGAAACUUCUCAGGUACGAAUGCUAAGUUUGGAAAUUAUAUCUGCAUUUUGCCUCCCCAAACCAAAACGAUCAUCCAAAGGUGAGAUUAUUGAUCCACUUAUUUUGUGCUUUAUAGAGGGCCCUGGUAAUGCUUCUACCAAGAGAUAUACCAAGGCAAUUCGCAAUAAUGGAUUUCACCCAGUGUGGCAUGGUAAGGGAAUGAACAAUGAAUUUUCUUGGGAAAUACAAGAUUGGGAGUUAUCAACACUUGUUAUACAAGUUUAUGACGAAGAUAAGACGCGUAAUGAUUUUCUCGGUGAGUGUACAUUACCGUUGCGGGUUAUAAAAAAGGGUAUUCGGCGAGUACCUAUUCAUGACAUUAAAGGAGAAACACUUUUUGGAUCCUUUCUCAUGUGCUCUAUUAAUUAUGUAUAA